AUGUGGGAAAAGUGGGCACUUGGCAUUAUUCGUGGAAAAGUAAAUUGGCUGAUGCGAAAUCCUCGUGAUGUCCCUUUGAAAUCAGUCUAUCCUCUGGAUUCUCAAGAUUCUUGCUGCUGCCAUUCUGUGCUGGUUCCUCAGCACAUCCUACCUAGAUUUCGGGUGGCCCACAGUAUGGAGCCACUGGCAAAGAAGAUUUUUAAAGGAAUUUUAGUAGCUGGAGUUAUGGGCAUUUUUGGAGCUUAUUUUUUGUUUAAUAAAAUGAACACGAGCCAAGAUUUCAGGCAAACAAUGAGUAAGAAAUUUCCCUUCAUCUUAGAAGUUUAUUACAAAUUCCUUGUACAUUCUGGAAUGUAUGGAAUCAGACAGCAAGAUCAAGAAAAGUGGAUGAACAGCAAAAAUUAG
Molecule: messenger RNA, 405 nt
Organism: Choloepus didactylus (southern two-toed sloth)
Lineage: Eukaryota; Metazoa; Chordata; Mammalia; Pilosa; Megalonychidae
Product: protein CEBPZOS-like
Exons: 3
Coding region: 1-405 (134 amino acids)
Source: RefSeq, a predicted model, not a curated record